This is a messenger RNA of Bombus pascuorum, 1145 nucleotides long. RefSeq lists its product as uncharacterized. The transcript is spliced from 3 exons. The record is from RefSeq and is a predicted model, not a curated record. The coding region runs from base 1 to 519 and encodes 172 amino acids. Lineage: Eukaryota; Metazoa; Arthropoda; Insecta; Hymenoptera; Apidae.
AUGCUACUUACCGCUAUUUGGAAGGAUUGGUCAACCGAUAGACUGAAUGACGAAUCAGACAUUAUGGUCGAGUACGCCAAAAAGGGAGCGUUUUUUUCUCGGUUAUACUUCGGACUUGGCGUUUUCUGUACCAUAUGUUUUAUUCAACUAUCUGUAUCACCAUAUAUUUUAGACAUAAUUUCACCGAAUAACGAAACGCGAGAUUUAAUAUACAUUUAUCCAGCUUAUUAUUAUAUCGAUGACCGGAAGUACCGUAUGUUUAUAAGUUUUCAUAUGACAUAUACGAUUAUUUCAACAUUUUUUCUGUUUGUCGGCUGUGAUACGAGUUACAUAUAUAUGGUGCAACACGCCUGUGGGCAGUUAGCGGUGGCUGGACAUCGUUUCAAGAAUGCGAUUUCAGAUUUGACUAUCGACAAUGAAAAGAGUGGCAUGCAAGAUAAGAGUUAUGAGAGAGUGCUUCAUUCGAUUCGAGAACACCAAUAUGCUACAAAGUCAGUACUGAAAUUAGAAAAACAUUAGUUUCCAUCAUUCUCUUGUUAGCUUAUUUCAAUUAUUUAGCUUAUUUGUCUACAAAGACAUUAACAACAACUAUGUAUUUCAUACAAGGGGGUGUCCUAUCGUUUGAUGUUAAUGUUGUUUGGAAUAUAUAAUUUUGCUUGUUUCACAAAAAUAUUUAAUUCGAACACCAUGGUGUGAUGUAUCACCUUAGUUGAUGAUAAGUAAUGAUACAUUGACUUUCUAUCAUUAAUUGGAUUCUUACUGCACUAUAGUAUAACAAUUAGCUAACACGUGUUCUUGAAUAUUCUCAAACAGUAUAAAGAAUAGUCUAAAUAAUUUUGUGAGACUUUAAUACGUUUACUUCCGUGUAUCACAUAUGUAUGUAUACUAUUGAACUUUUUAUGGACAACGGCCUGUUGAUCCUGUUUCGAUGCCAUCAAAUCAGUUACCUGAAGACUAUUCAAACUAGUCAUUCCGUUUAUCUGUGCAUUGUCAUCGGUAUGUCAAUGGCAUCUUUCACAGUCUCAUUGGUAAAGGUAAGCUUUUCGGUCUAAUCUCGUACUGAUUCCCAACAGUCGAAAUUACCGUGCUUCAAAACAGGUUGCGUCACAGUCGGAAAUUUCUGGAAUGCUCAUCAAGGACUGUGU